Penicillium macrosclerotiorum is the source of this 366-nucleotide messenger RNA. Its product is annotated as 40S ribosomal protein eS10. The record is from RefSeq and is a predicted model, not a curated record. Gene Ontology annotation, molecular function: structural constituent of ribosome; RNA binding. Gene Ontology annotation, cellular component: cytosolic small ribosomal subunit. The coding region runs from base 1 to 366 and encodes 121 amino acids. Lineage: Eukaryota; Fungi; Ascomycota; Eurotiomycetes; Eurotiales; Aspergillaceae. The transcript has 5 exons.
AUGGAUCAUCGAUUCCACGAAUUGCACCAGGAACUCGCGACAAUGCUUAUCCCUAAGGACGACCGCAAGAAGAUCCACGAGUACCUCUUCCGCGAGGGUGUGCUCGUGGCCAAGAAGGACUUCAACCUUCCCAAGCACAAUGACAUCGACACCAAGAACCUCUAUGUCAUCAAGGCUUGCCAGUCCCUGACCUCCCGCGGCUACGUCAAGACCCGCUUCUCGUGGCAGUACUACUACUACACCCUCACCCCCGAGGGUCUUGACUACCUGCGCGAGUGGCUGCACCUCCCCGCCGAGGUUGUCCCCGCCACCCACAUCAAGCAGCAGCGCUCCCACGCUCCCCCCCCGCGGCAUGCUCGGCGGUGA